Molecule: messenger RNA, 495 nt
Organism: Rotaria sp. Silwood2
Lineage: Eukaryota; Metazoa; Rotifera; Eurotatoria; Philodinida; Philodinidae
Source: the annotation of a GenBank genome assembly
AUGUUCGACCAGAUCUUAUAUGACGUUACUUCCAAACGACCACUCGUUCACUGUAUUACGAACUACGUCACUGUCAGUGAUUGUGCCAAUAUUAUUGCAGCAUGUGGUGCCUCACCGAUUAUGGCCGAUGAUCACAAUGAAGUAGAAGACAUAACAUCAAUUUGCAAUGCACUCGUUCUCAACAUUGGCACACUGAACGAAAGAACAAUUCAAUCUAUGAUUAAAGCUGGCAGAAAGGCAAAUGCCUUAAAACACACUGUGGUUCUUGAUCCGGUCGGAGCUGGUGCUUCUAAGCUACGCACAGAGACCACUUAUAAAUUAUUGGAUGCAAUUCAAUUUUCUGUUAUUCAUGGAAAUAUUUCUGAAAUUAAAACUGUUGCGUUGGGAAGUGGAACGACGAAAGGUGUCGAUGCAGAUGUCAGUGACACCGUAACGGAAGAAAAUUUAUCCCAAUCAAUUGAAUUCAUUAAAACAUUAAGUAAAGUACGUAACUAA